AAGUGCUCCCUCGGCCGCUCAAACGCCUGCCUGAGUCGAUCCAACACUCGCGCCGACCUCGUCACCUCCGACCCUCGUCCACCAUGCAGCUCGAGGCGAGCACCUCGCUCGGCGACGCACCGCCUGUCGCAGAAGAGGCCAUGACCAUCGACUACGACCUCGACCCGGCGCACUCGGCAGAAGGAGGCGACGCCGAGAUGGGCGACGACCAUCACCCUUCCUCGCCCACCAAGAACCUCACCGACCUCGCCGUCCUCGAGGCCGACAUGGUCGACGACGACGCGCUCGCGCAGCACAGCGCUGUUGGCGACACGACCGUCCUGAACGGCGACGCCGAGAUCGAGGACGCCGCCACCUUCCCUCCCUCGUCCUCCACCCUCGACGACGUCCCCUUCUCCAGCAUCGACACUGCCCCCAUCCCUGCCUUCUCGUCCGCCCCGGGCGCGUCCGCUGCCUCGCUCGCUCCCGCCGACGUCGACUUUGCCGCUGCCGCCGCCGACCCUACUCUCGCCCCCGAACCCGCAUUCUCGUCUUCCGCUCCUGCCGCCACUCCCGCUGCACCUGUUGAGCCAGCGGCGACGGUCAACGCGGCAUUCUCGCUCGGCGACGGCGGCGCAGCCGUCUCGGCGCUCGAGACGCUCGACGAGGCCGAGCCCGCCGGCGAGCUUACCCCGCCCGAGCCGUCGACCACCGCCGAGCUUGCCGAGGAGCUCGACCUCGUGCCAAACGGCGACGAGGCGACGUCGAUCGAGGACCCGGUCGAGGCGGUCAUCGUGACGGCGGCGCACGAGGGCGACGACGCCGACUCGCAGCGCGAGGACGCCGACUCGCAGCGCGAGGACGGCGACGCCACGGGCGCCAAGGCGGCUGUCGAGCAGGGCGAUGCAGCGUCAGUUCCGUCGCCUUCGCAGUCGCAGGGCGUGUCGUCGCGCCCGCUCGUCAACAAGGACCCGCUCCUCGACGUCGAGGUACCUGUGCGCUCGCCCGCCAACCCGUCGUCGUCGUCCUCGCGCGGCGUGCCCGCCGUCUUCCUGAGCAUCGGCGCGCCGCACGGCUGGACGACGUACAGCCUUUUCCACGCCGAGCGUCGCGACGCGGCCGACGACGAGCAGGACGAGCACGUCAAGGAGGACGACGUCGAGCUGUUGCUCGGCGACGCGGCGCAGCACUACCUGUACUACGAGCCGCUCGACGCGCUCUUCGGCGCUUUGCGCGCGCAUCUCGAGUACCUCGGACACGAUGGCGACGAGCUCGUCCUCGAGUUUGACGAGAUCGGCCUCAGCAUCACCGAGGACAACGUCUACGCCCACCAGGUGACCCUGUUCGACUUUGACCGCAUCCACACGGGCUGCCAGAUCCCGGGCCGCCUGCACGCCAACCUUGCGACCCAGCCCCGGUUCUCGAGCGGGUUCAACGCGCUCGCGCAGCACAUCGCGCUCGGCUCGCAGAGCGAGUCGGUCGAAGACGACGGGGGCGAGGGCGAGGAGGCCGAGGGAGGGCCCGUGCACGACGGCGAGGAGCCGGCAGAGGGUGAGCCGCUCGAGGACGAGGAGGAGGACGCGGAGCACGACGAGUCGGGCACGUUGGAGGGCGACGAUGACGAGCUCGAGGAGGCGCAGGUGGCUGAGGGAGAGCCGCUGCCGAGCGGCGCCGAGGAGGUCGGUGGGGCAGGAGGAGACGCUGAGCAGGCGGAGGAGGGGGAGGAGGACGGCGAGCUCGCCGAGGGGCCCGCAGACGACCAUGACGGGCCCGACUCGGAGCUCGUCGACUCGCGCGACGACGACGACGAGCCCGUCCAGGACGACGCGCAGCCCGCCGAGGACGAGUUCGACCUCGAGUCGGCGCUCGCCGAGCUCGACGGCGACGACGUCGUCGCCGUCAUCGAGGGCGCGCAGGAGGACCUUCUCCUCCACGGCGUCGACGGCGGCGAGCCGGACGAGGCGCUCGAGGCGCCCGCGCCCGAGACGGAGCAGGACGAGGACGGCGCCGAGUCGUCGCUCGCCGCCGCGGGCCAGUCGGCCGACGCGACCGAGGACGGUCCGUCGCAGGCGGCCGAGGUCGAGCAGAGCGUCGAGGCUGCGGGCUCGCUCGAGGAGAUGCCGGGCGCCGUCGCCGGCGAUGCCGCGGCGGGCCCGGUCAGCGUGCCCGGAGCGGACGAGCCUGCCUCGGCGCCUGGAGCGACCGACGAGGUCUCGUUCACGGCGACUGCCGUCGAGACGUCUGCGCCUGUCGAGGGGCAGGCGACGUCCACGGCCGACGGCCCCGUUGCCGAGUCGAGCGAGCUCGAGGCGGCGGCACCCGUCGCGCCGAGCGCUCCUGCCGACCUUGCUCCGGCUCCUGAGCUUUCUGCAACGGCUCCUGUCGACGACCUCGAGAAGCCGGCUGGCCCGGCCGACGUCGUCAUCGACUACGACGACGCGUUCGACGGCAGCGCAGAGCCUGCGCCGUCGGGCGACAAGCUCGGUGGGUCGCCCGAGUCGAAGCGCACCAGGGACGACGACGGGCAAGACGCUGAGGGAGAGGAGGCGGCUGGCGACUCUAAGCGUCCUCGGCUGUCCGAUCCCGUCGACGCCGCCUCGUCCUGAGCGUCGCUCGCCCGGCUCGCCUACCGACCACCUCUUCUUCCUCACGCCGCACCGCACCGCAACUUUUGCCGACUACCUCGCCUUUCUUUCGCCGUCCAUACCACCUCCUUCGUCCUUCGUCGUCGAUACCCGCCUUGUACAUCAGGCGUCCACCUGCACCACCCGACUUGGGCGACCUCGGCCGACC
Molecule: messenger RNA, 2772 nt
Organism: Rhodotorula graminis WP1
Lineage: Eukaryota; Fungi; Basidiomycota; Microbotryomycetes; Sporidiobolales; Sporidiobolaceae
Exons: 4
Coding region: 84-2585 (833 amino acids)
Source: RefSeq, a predicted model, not a curated record